This is a messenger RNA of Mangifera indica (mango), 2485 nucleotides long. RefSeq names its product LEAF RUST 10 DISEASE-RESISTANCE LOCUS RECEPTOR-LIKE PROTEIN KINASE-like 2.1. Lineage: Eukaryota; Viridiplantae; Streptophyta; Magnoliopsida; Sapindales; Anacardiaceae. Gene Ontology annotation, biological process: protein phosphorylation. Gene Ontology annotation, molecular function: protein kinase activity; polysaccharide binding; ATP binding. The record is from RefSeq and is a predicted model, not a curated record. Bases 284 to 2212 code for a protein of 642 amino acids. The transcript is spliced from 3 exons.
GCAGGUAUCAACUACCCAAGUUACCAGUUGCACUUGAGGGGAUUGGUUCAUUAAUUAUAUGUACAAUGCACCUAGCAGCUUUGACUUAUCUCAAAUUGCUGUUGCCAGACGUCUGAAAGGAAAGGACCGAAUUCCUAGUCUCAUUUAAAUAUUCAACAAUGGUGUCUCCCAGCUUUUAAUUAUUGUUGAUCAACUUUUAUAUUAAUUCUGUCUCAUUCAUUGCCAUGAAUUCAACAGUCAUAAGUCCCCUUUCUUCUCAUCUUCACAAUUGCAUCAUCCCCAGAUGAAGAAUCGUCUUCCAGGCUUCUGUUUUUUCAUUCUUUGUAUCCUUUUAAAAACAGUUUUGGCCCAGUUGGAUCCUUUAUAUGAAGCUUGUGUGCCUGAAACUUGUGGCGAUGGACAGAAGAUUACCUUCCCGUUUUACAUCCGGCACAAGCAAGAAUCCUCCUGUGGCUAUCCCGGCUUUGAAGUCUCAUGCAAUAGCCAAGGAAAUCCAGUUCUGAACUUGCAGAAUGUCGACUACCUUAUCCAUCAGAUCUUCUACAAUGACAAAAUUCUUCGCCUCUCAAACACCGCAGUAGUUUCUGUAACAAACGCUAACAGUACCUCUUGUAUAGAUCUUUCCAGUCAUCGCAUCCAAAACGUGUCGCUUCCUGAGGACCGGUUUGCACUUCUUUCUAACCAGACUGACCUCGUUUUGCUCUACAAUUGUAGCUCUUCAUUGCCUGACGAAUUUUCAAAGUACAAAGAAGGUAUCUGUGAAGAUUAUGAGAACAAAACCGUGGGUGAAGUUUUGGCACUGGUUGAUAAUGAUCCUAACCUGGAAAAUGUUUCCAGGGGAUUCCGUUGUGGUGAUCGGGUGGUGGCGCCGGUGGACAUGUAUGGCGGAGACAGCGGUGGGUUUGGGAUUGCAGAGAUGCUAAACAAAGGGUUUUUGCUUAACUGGACAGCAACGAAUUGCAGCGUUUGUGAAGCUAGCGGUGGUAAAUGUGGCUUCAAUUCUUCUGCUUACCAUUUCAUGUGUUUCUGCCCAGAUAGGCCUCACGCUCACAUGUGUGAUCCAGGCCAUGCCAAAACCCUUUUCAGCAGAGUUGUAAUAGCAAUUGUAGCCGCUGCAAUUGGCAUGCUGAUCUUCCUAGCUUUCUGCUUUAUCAGAAAAAAUUCUUCAAAUAACUGCUUGCUCUUCUGGAAGAAGAAAACUGAGGAUUGCCAAAAGAUUGAGGAUUUUUUAAGGAACCAUGGAUCCCUUGCACCUAAAAGAUAUAGUUAUUCAGAUAUUAAGAAAAUAACCAAUUCAUUCAAGCAUAAACUAGGCCAAGGAGGCUAUGGAGGUGUUUAUAGAGGUAGCCUGCUCGAUGGUAGUAAUGUGGCUGUGAAGGUCUUGAAUGAAUCCAAAGGUAAUGGUGAAGAAUUCAUUAACGAGGUUGCAAGCAUUAGCAGGACUUCCCAUGUCAACAUAGUCACUCUUUUAGGUUUUUGUUUUGAGGGCAAAAAAAGAGCUCUCAUUUAUGAGUUCAUGUCCAAUGGAUCCCUUGAGAAGUUCAUAUUUGAAAAAAAUCAAUCCAAGCCAGAUCAUAAGUUGAAGUGGGAAGCGUUGCACAAAAUUGCAGUUGGCAUAGCUCGAGGAUUGGAAUAUCUUCAUCGUGGCUGCAACACACGAAUUUUGCACUUUGAUAUAAAACCUCAUAACAUUCUCUUAGAUGAAGAUUUUUGUCCUAAAAUCUCUGACUUUGGCCUUGCUAAAAUAUGCCCCCAGAAAGAGAGUAUUGUAUCCAUGACUGGUGCACGAGGGACUAUUGGUUACAUUGCUCCAGAAGUAUUUUGUAGGAACUUUGGAACAGUCUCUCACAAAGCAGAUGUUUAUAGCUAUGGAAUGAUGAUUUUAGACAUGACUGGAGGAAGAAUAAACAACAAUGCUAGAGUCGAUAAUAGCAGUGAAAUGUAUUUUCCACAUUGGAUUUACCAGCGUCUUGAAGCAGAUGAAGAAAUUGGAUUUGAAGACAUUUCAAAAGAAGAUGAUAAAGAAUGUGUAAAGAAGCUGAUAAUAGUGAACUUGUGGUGCAUACAGACUAAUCCCUCAGACAGGCCAACGAUUAGUAGAGUAUUGGAAAUGUUGGAAGGAAGCCUUGAUUCCUUGCGAAUCCCACCCAAACCUUUUGCAACUUCUCUAGAAUCACCCGGAAGAGAUUCUUCAACUUCACUUUUAUGCUAGCAUUUUAAUUCAAUGAUAUUGUAUUGUAUUAGGAUUACCCAAUUUUAGAAAUUAUGUUACACUGUUAACCAAGGAAGCAUGGAAAUGCAACCUAUGGUGCAAUUUUGUGUUUCUGAAGCAUUUUCAUUUUGGAAUGGCCCUGAAACUAGUAUGAAACAUUUUGGAGGCGUUCCAGAAAAAUUUCGAAACACAUUUCUUUGAACAAAAUAUGUGAAUUUGAUGAUUGAAGAAGGGUUCUUGACCACUCGUAUGAAGGUUGAUUUCCAACAUUAA